Pungitius pungitius (ninespine stickleback) is the source of this 1789-nucleotide messenger RNA. RefSeq lists its product as uncharacterized. The coding region runs from base 6 to 890 and encodes 294 amino acids. The record is from RefSeq and is a predicted model, not a curated record. Gene Ontology annotation, cellular component: plasma membrane. Lineage: Eukaryota; Metazoa; Chordata; Actinopteri; Perciformes; Gasterosteidae. Gene Ontology annotation, biological process: protein localization to plasma membrane. The transcript has 8 exons.
GUGGCAUGAGAAAGAGAGACUCUCCCAUAAAAGCGCGACAGUUUUCCGAAUGGCUGAAGAUUCUUGCCAACUACAACCGUGCCACUCGUUGCUUGAAUAACCUGAACUACAGGGUUAGGUCUCUUCUUUUGGUUUCAGGAGACAUGGUGCUCUGGACCAUUUUCCCGGUCUCCCUCUCCCUGGUGUCCUUCCUUGGGACAUGGUCUGUAUAUGGGCUGGCCUUUGCUAACAGGCAUGUGUGCUCUCUCAGUGACUGGGGCACCAACAACUACUGCAAAGAGAAUCGGACAACUGAAUGUUGCCUUGUUCCUACUAUAAGCUCAAGUGGAAUAGGCGCGCCAGAAAAUUCCCUUUUUACCGCCACUAUCAACGCAGGGUCCUUUCUGUUUCUGCUGUUCUGUAUUUUCCACCAUGCCCAUGUCAUGGAGAAACACGCAUGUCACUCCAUGCUGAGUAGGUUUGCGCUCGUCUUUGGUGUGGUGGCGGCCUUGGGGGCAUUCGCGGCUGGGAACUGCAAUCCAGGUUACCUGGCCCUGCUUCACUACCUCGGAGCUGCCCUGAGCUUCCUGUGCAUCUGCUUCUACACCGUCCUGCUCACCGCUCUGACCGGCAAGUGUGUGCUGACCGGAUACGAGAAGUUCCUCUACCCGUUCCGCAUCGGCUCCACUGUGGUUCAGACUCUCGUCACCAUCUGCUAUACUAUUUUGUUUGCCCAGGAAGAGUACUAUUACCUGCACCUGUCGGCUAUAUUUGAGUGGAUGCUCAGCGCCAACCUGGAGCUGUUUGAGCUCAGCUUCAUGGUGGAGUUUUGGUUCUUCUCGUCCUUCAUGCUCUCAAAUCUGUUGAGCAGACGAGAGGAAGAAAAGCCUUUGAUGUUGACCAUGUCCUGAUAUGAGGCCGCCAGGGUCCAGGUGAGCACAUGAGCAGUGAUGGACUGAGUUUGACAUCUGGAAAGACAUCUGUGAAUGGGCCGUGGCUUGAAGAGCAAUACCUUUUUUCCCAUCAUUCCCCUGUGGCUGGAUUUAAUUCUAUUCAUGGAUAAUGACUGCUUUUCUUUCACCCUCUUGUCUCAAAUUUGAUAAUAUUCUCUACUGGGUGAUCCUUAUUCCUUACUGUAGUUGAUAUUCCGUAUUUAUUAAAACAAGCCUGAGCAGGAAAUGACCAAAACAUAGUAUUAUGCGUUUGGGAAAGCCGUUAACGAUACUCUGCCAACAGUGUUUUUACUUCCUGUUUAUGCUAAAGAUCAACAAAGACUUCAUUGGGUAGACUAAAUAUGACCACGUAUAACGUAUAUUUCAAAGGUCAUGAAAAUCUCCCUGGUUUUAGCUUCUCAUUAAAGUUAUUUCACCACUUGCGUAUACUUUGACACUUUAAUAAAGUCAUGAACAGUGUGAACAUUGAGAAGCUGUGUCAUUCUAUUUAGUUUUUGAUUCCCUAAGACGUCAGAAGAUCCGGUUCUGCGGACAACUAAUAGCGAGAGACAGUUAGACCUGUUUUGAAUUCAUACGCACCAAAAACCAAGAUCGUUAACGAUUGGGCGGUAAAGAAUGUACAGGGCAGACGUCUGCCUCCUUUCCAUUGCACGUUUGUAGGUGGAGUCGGUUUCGGAGUCUAGAGCGAGAAUCUGGCAUUCAUUUACCUUAGAAGAAUAUCAAAGUAACAAGUCAAAAUAACAUAAAUUGGAAGGUUGCUGGGUCCAACAAGCAGCUUAAAGUAUUUUUCCAUAAGUCAGUGCUACACUUCGAAACCAUUGAACUUCAACAAAGUAAGACGUCGACCUGAUUUUAAU